This is a messenger RNA of Podarcis lilfordi (Lilford's wall lizard), 11413 nucleotides long. The record is from the annotation of a GenBank genome assembly. Lineage: Eukaryota; Metazoa; Chordata; Lepidosauria; Squamata; Lacertidae.
GGAAGAGGAAAGAUGUUCCUUCCCUCCUCCUGCUGCUGCUGCUGCCGGAAGCGCCCCAGGCGGAAGUGAGUGCCGGUGUCAUCCGAGGAGGAAGCUGGCGGAGGGAACAGGCGUGCUGUCGAGCGGCGGACUUGGGGGCCCAGCAUGGCGGCGCAGCGGCUGGGCGAUCUGUGGGCCGAGACCCCCCUGGAGAGCCGGAUCUUCUGCUCGGUGCUGCUCUUCUCGUGGGCCGUCUACCUGUGGGAGGCGCUGCUCGCCUGGCGGCAGGUCGGAGGCAACCUUUCCCUUUUCGUGUCCCCCCCCGCCCCGUUGAGUUGCAGCAAUUGGUAGCUGGCCGCGUUGGAUGAGGAGGAGGAGGAAGGACAGAAAUCCCCCCCCCCCGGUGAUUCCAGCACCCGAGGUUGCUGUCAAGCCAAGGGUGGGGGAAUCUCCUGGCCCGCCUUUUCUCAACCUUAGAUCCCCAAAUGUUGGACUACCAACCCCCCCCCCAUCAUCCCUGACCCCUGGUCCCGCUUGCUUAGGGAUGGCGGAGGUCGUGGUCCAUGAGCAUCUGGGCCACCCAAGGGUGAGAAAGGCUGGGUCAGAUGUUGCAGGGCUGCCUCUCCCGUUGCCUGAGGCCGCCCCCCCCCCCUUGCUGAAGUUAAGCAGGCCUGGGUGGGGAGGCAGCCACGUUGACACUACCUUAAGUUCCGUCCGGGGGGAAAGCUGGGUGUUAAAUCUGUGGGCGUGAAAUAACAGCCUCCUGCCCUGAGAGUUUUGUUCCUCCUUUUCUUCACAGCUGUCAACCCCACCCCUGCUUUGGCAGCUGGGAAGGGGGUGCCCAUCCAUUGCUGCUGAUCUAAGGCUUUUAAAUACUGCACACGCUUUCUAAGCCGAUAAAUGAUUUUAUUAACUCUUCUGUAGUCUUUCCUGUAUAGGAUAGCUUUUGGUUUGCUAGCUCCUCUCUUUGUAGCAGUGGUGGAGAACCUGUGGUCCUCUGCAUGCUGUUGGACUCUUAUCAGCUGGAGCCAUAGUAGUCCUCCACUGUCUGUUGGAACCCUAUUGUGCCCUUUGUUUCUUUUCUCCAUAUAUGGUGCCGAAGAGGAUGCGAUUAUUUACUAUUACUUCCUUGUCCCCUCUGUGUCCUCCUCAGCAAGGUGCCCCACUUUGAAAAGAUGUCUAAUAGCAGGGUUCUUGGAUUGAUUUAGUACAGCAAUUGUGUGUUAGUGUUAAAAUAAAUUAGUAGACCCAAAGACUACAAACUUGCAUCUUCCAAAGUACCCAUAGCAAGCGGUUGAUAAGAGCAACCAUGCUGCUGUUAGACCUAAUUCAUUCAGGCAACCGUUCUGAGGAUGCUUACAAGCAAGUAAGCCUCAUUGGAUACAGUGCUAUUGAUUUCUAAGCAAACAUGUACGGGAUUGUUAUGUGUGUAGACCUUAUUGGUGUGUGUAUGCAAAAAUUUCUUGGACUUCACUCAUUGUUGCUGCCGGUAUCAAAUUUUUAAAGGAAUUUUCUCAGUACAUUGCUGAAACUUGGUUUAUAACAACAGGAUCAUUGAGAGACUACAGUAAAAUCAGACCCAAGGACACUUUUACUUUUCUCAAAAUAUGGGAUGUAAGGUUUGCCUCAAAUAACUGAAUUGUGCAAAUUCCCUCCAUUGUAGCUUAAGGCUAUGUAGAUUUGUAGAAACCACAAUGAAUCUGUGGUGGAAAUUAGGGCAAGUUGUAGUGUAUGGGAUUUUCCCCAUUUAAAUUUUAUUAAUGGUAUUAAUUCUGAAGCUACAGAGACAGACAAUACUUUAACCACACCCACACAUUUCUCAUAUCGUGUUUCCUUUCUCACUCCCCCACUCUUGAAUCAAAGAAUAGGGAAGAGGAAAAUGUGGAGAACAUUGAAGAGGCAUCAAGUAGUCAAGUAGAACUAGGAAGUUCUGCCAGCUACUUUAAAAUGUCUCAAUGUUCUAUUACUCUUGGCAAAAGUCACAUUUUGCUGUUAGGCAUAGCUUCUGCCUUCUAUUUUUGUAGGCGUUUGUUUAUUUACUUGUAUGAAAAUUUCUACCCUGCCUGUGUAAGAGUGCCCACAAGGUUAGUUUUUUAGGCCCAUUGAUUUGUUGUUCUAUGCCCAGGCUUUGGAGGAGAUCCCAAUAUCACCUGUGUCAUUGUAGUCUUGGAAUACUUUGUCACUAACAAUCCUUGGAUAGAAAGAAGAGGGGCUUCCUGUGACACCUGAGAACAGAGCUCUAGAAGGUAGAUGGUAACUUGUAUUUACUGCUAUGUUUAAAAUUUUUCAGAGGACUGUGUACAGGACAACCACCCAUGUUCCACUGGAAUUAGGACCAAUCAUGGACUCGGAAACAUUUGAGAAAUCUCGCCUUUAUCAAUUGGAUAAAAGUGCUUUCAGCUUUUGGUCAGGGCUGUACUCAGAGAUAGAGGGCACAGUAAGUAUCUGUUUUUCCUCUUAAGUUCUGUGGUUUUUCUUUAUUAGUUAGAAUGUAAAAUAGUAUUUCAAAAUGUAUUGGGAAUGAGAUUUUCAUUUAAGCAUCAGAAAAUGCACAAUAUCAAGCCUAAUCCUAUGACAGGAUGUAAGAAUCUUCUGGUAUUUCAAUUUCUUAGGACAGUCUUCAGACUUGUGGGAUUCCUCCUUCUUUUUACUAGAACCCCCACAAUCCAUCACUGGAGCCUCAUAUAAAUGGUAUACUGAUAGAUUUAAAGAAUUAUGAGCCUGGGAAUUUGUUUUGAGUAUCAGAGCUGAAUUAAACCCACAGUCUUUUUACAUAAAAUUUAAUUUAUGGUUACCUCUCUGCCCCACCCACCCCACAAGCUUCCUUCAUUACAGCAGCACAAAUAGGACAGAGACAGUCAUUUUGUUGCUAUUAAACAAAUGGGAGUCAUAGAUCCUUACAAAUCCACUGAAAAUUACCCAGAGAUCUACCUUCUGCCCUCCCUUGUACUAGAACACUGUCCGGCCAGUGGCAUAGAAUUUAGGGGGUGCAAUGCUUUUUCUAGAGAUGCUUCUGUCAGGAGAUGAUGUAUGCUGUCUGUAAUGAUUUUGCUGCUUAUUUAAUGUUGGGGUCAGGCUGAAACUGUUAGACUUUGUGACACUCAGUUCGUUUAGAUGUGACACCAAACCAUGGUUUGCUGCUACAUGGACCAUGAUUUAACAUCACAUGAGUAAGCCCUGAUUUCUUCUCCUACUGCACUUCCUCUUUUGCAGCAAACAAUUGUUUGCCAUUUAUAUUCAGAUUGACAAGCGUUGGUUUGUACUUUGCUUUCAGAAAAGAGUCACAUACCAAAAUCGAAUGCUGUCAUACACACACACACACACACACACACACACACACACUCUGACUUAGAAGGCAAGCACAAACCAUAGCUUACUGAUUUGCAUAUAAUGGCAAAUGAUGGCUUGCCAUGAAAAGGAGGAAAUUGCCCAAAUUUUGUAAAUACUUUUACCCAUUUACCAAGGCCUCUUAGGCUGUGAUCCUGUACCAACUUACCUGGGAGUAAGCUACAAUGAAUCCAGUGGGACUUACUUCUGAGUAGAUAAAUAAGAUUGCAGGUGCCUUCUCCUUUCAGUGUGAAUUGCUGCUGUUCUCUCUCUCUCUUCCUCCCCCCCCCCUGGUUUUCCAGUUUGUUGAUUUUAGUCUUACAUUAUAAUCUUGAUGGUUUUGUUUUCUAACUGCCUGCUACUGUAUGAGUACUUCUUGACCUGAAGGCAAGGAUAACAGGUGCAUUCAAUAAAUACAAAUAAAACAGACACUAAGCUACUAGGAUUUCUUUUCUGGGUGCUUUCCACUGUAGCUUGGCUCAAUCAUUUCAGUUGUCUGGAUAGUUUUAACCAAACUAUCUCUUGAAGUGGGGAAAGCACUGUGGCAUAGGGGACUCUUAUACUUUUGCUUGUGUUUCAGCCUUUCCCCAAGCAGCUCAGAGUGGUGUUUCAGCUCCACAAAAUCCCGCGAGAUUAGUUAAGGAAGGGAGACCGAAGGGCUUUCCCAACGAUAGCUGUAAGCAGGGUGGAACUUGUAACUGAGCAGAUGGAGCUUCAGCUGAGUGGGCAUUGGCAGCUAGAUUUUUCAUAUCCUAGCUCAGCACACACUAACCCCUGCACAACACUGACUUUCUGGCUCUGUGGGUGCUAUCCAGCCCCCUCGUUCUAUUAGCACAAGGAUUUGUGCUUGCGCAGCACAACUUCCUCCACCUGCAUGUGCCCCAUGCUCUCCCCAAAUCUGCUCUGAAAGGUAUGGGGAACCCCCAGAACAGAUUUAGUAGACGUACAGAGGAGGGGGGGAGCCUUGUGCUAACAGAAUGAGUAACUUAGCACCACUUUGGAUUCAAGCCGUUGUAACUAGAGGGCAAUGGGUUAGUGCAGUAGUCUUCAGCAGUUUUGCUGAUCCUGGACCCAGCCUGCAAUAUGGGACCCUUGUUUGCUUUAAAAAAACAAAAACCCCACAAAUAUGUCACUAGUUUAAGAACCAGCAGGCACAGUUCUUACUCCCUAAUAGCUGUACCAAAGAGGGGAUUCUGAUAAGAGCAGCUUGCUGGGUGAGGUGUGAAGCGGCGCCGGCUGAAAUUCCCUCUUCACGGCUAUUAACAGGAAAGACGCUCCGUUCUCUUAUUUGCAUCUCCUCUUCCCUUGUUAAGGUGCUCUUACGGUAGUGCAAAGGCGGAGGAUGAGAGAGGCUUGAUUUUGUUGUUCAUGUGAUUCCUAAAUUUCGGGGCUAGCCUGUUCCAUAAAGCUGUGGGUUGGCUUUUUACAGGUAAUUCUUCUGUGUGGAGGAAUCCCUUUCCUCUGGUCUGUAUCUGGAGACAUUUCAGCUCGUGCCGGUUUUGGGCCUGAAUAUGAGGUAGGUCCCAAUGUCCCCCACUCCACCUGUAACUAAACUAUCCAUUUUUAAUAAAAUUCCAGCUGCUCUUCCCUUUGCCUUUUUAAAUAUGAGCAAUGAGAACAUGGAAAAAGCCCUACCGAAUGGGACCAAAGGCUGAUCUUGUUCAAGACUAUGUUUUCCUGCAGUGGCAGGCCAGAUGCCUUUAUAGGAAGUCCCUAAGCAGCGCGGGUGGCGCUGUGGGUUAAACCACAGAGCCUAGGGGUGGCCAAUCAGAAGGUCGGCGGUUCAAAUCCCUGCGAUGGGGUGAGCUCCCGUUGCUUGGUCCCUGCUCCUGCCAACCUAGCAGUUCGAAAGCACGUCAAAGUGCAAGUGGAUAAAUAGGUACUGCUCUGGCGGGAAGGUAAACGGCGUUUCCAUGUGCUGCUCUGGUUCGCCAGAAGUGGCUUAGUCAUGCUGGCCACAUGACCCGGAAGAUGUACGCCAGCUCCCUUGGCCAGUAAAGUGAGAUGAGAGCCACAACCCCAGAGUCGGCCACGACUGGACCUAAUGGUCAGGGGUCCCUUUACCUUUACCUUAAGCAGGGCAUGGAGGCAACGUGGGGAUAAUCCCCAGAGCAGUAUGUGGGGGGAGGAGAGAGGCACUCAUUCCGUCUGGCUCCCACAAGCACAAUGGGGAUUGUUCCAUAUGGAAAGCAGGGAUGCUUGCGCUGAUGGAACAAUUGUAAUAGCAUGGCAUUGAAUUCCUCCCAAUGUGUCUGAAGUUAGGGAAGUACUGACUUGUAUUUCCCCCCUCCUUACGCAUAGAUUGUUCAGUCCUUGGUGUUCCUGCUGCUUGCUACACUCUUCAGUGCUGUCACCGGUCUUCCGUGGAGCCUCUAUAAUACUUUCGUCAUCGAGGAAAAACAUGGAUUCAACCAGCAGGUAUCUUAUAGUAUUUGUUGGUCGCCAAAUUGAUAGCAGCAGUUUUCCUUCUGUGCCUGCAUGAUUUGUGCUUAUUUGGCUUUUAAAUCUAUAUAAGGAGCUGUGGGAAGCCUUUGGCCCUCCAGAUGUUGCUGAAUUACAACCACCGUCAUUGGCACGCUUGCUAGGGUUGAUGGGAGUUGUAGUUCAGCACCAUCUGGAAGGCCAUCAGUUCCCUAUGCCUGCUGUACCGAUUCUCCUGCUUCAUCUAACUGUUCUCCAAUGGCCUAGACAAGUUUUGAGUGGAGCUAAAGAGCAUGCGAUUUUUGAACCUCUUAUAUAUUCACAUAGCUGGCUUCCAAACAUUUCAUCUUAUUAUCUCUUCUUCUGCAGACUCUGGGAUUCUUUUUUAAAGAUGCAAUCAAGAAGUUUAUAGUGACCCAGUGUAUCCUGUUGCCAGUAACGUCACUUCUACUUUACAUCAUUAAAAUAGGUGGAGACUAUUUCUUCAUUUAUGCAUGGCUUUUCACCUUAGUAGUUUCUUUGGUGAGUAUGUGAUGCAGUCUGCUGUGUCCAGAAUUGCUUCAUGUGUAACUCUUAUUAAAUUGGGGAGUUGGUUGUCUCAAGUCACUAAAACGGCUUGCCUGCUUAUCAUGGCUUCCUUUCCAUCUUGCCCCGUAAAACUGUAACUUUGCUAACAGGUCAGUUUAACUAAAUUAUUCUUAUUUAGUUAACCUGGCAGCUGUGGCAGGGGGCACAAUCUAGUCCAGGUUAAGCGCUAUUCAAUCUCUGGCUACAACAUUUAAUUAAAGAAUCAAAUGAAAAUGUGUCUUGAUUAAUCAGGCAGUUGAUGUUUAAGUUUGAUACACAUUUUAAAAUACACCAAGCAGCAUUUUAGAGGCGGCUAUUUCUUCUGUGUGUGGCAGAAGGGGUGCCAACAGGAUUUUCGGGGCCCACUGCAGUGUAUAUGGAUUCCCCCCCCCAAAAAAAAGAAGCUGUUGAAGGCGGACAUUAGGAAAUUUUGAGCCGGGUGUCAUCAGUAUGUUGACAAUAAUAUCCGGACCUGAGGUGCACCACCACUGCAUUAGUAACUCUAGGCUGGAUUACUGCAAUUCUCGCUUAUGUAGAAGUGCCUUUGACAUUGUAUUGCGCAUUCCUGGAGAUAAAUGUUAAUGAUGAAUAAACUGGCCUAAGGUGUCUCUGUUUUAACAGUUGUGCUCCGCUGUAGGUCCUUGUCACAAUCUAUGCAGACUACAUUGCUCCCUUGUUCGAUAAAUUCAUCCCACUCCCUGAAGGAGAGCUGAAGCAGCAGAUUGAGGAGAUGGCAAAGAAUAUAGACUUUCCUCUGACCAAAGUGUAUGUGGUGGAAGGUGAGAGUCCAUACAUUUCUGGGACAGCACAAGUCACAAGGCAGCUUGUGAUGAUAGGAAAACAGCAGAAUAUAUUAUCAGGAUCCAACCCCAAUGCAACUUAAAAUGCAUUACACUCUUACAAUACGUUACACCCUUAAAUAUUUAUCAUUUUACUAUAUUUUUUACCAUAUUUACCACAAUCCAUUUUAGAUUGUAAAAAUUUGGGGUGAUAGCCAGCCUUCUUCAUAGAGUAGACCCAAUGAAGCCUGCGGAUGCAAGUAUUACUUAGUUGACUAUCGCCCUUGGACUAACAGGAUAGACAACAUGCAAUGGCACCAGUCAUGCUUUCCUGGGGAGGGACAGAAGGAUCACCAUUAUAGGGUACCAUCAAAGGAAGUGUCUUUUAUAAGAAGGGCCCUACUGGGUUGGGCCAAAGGCCCAUCUAGUCCUUCACUCUGUUCCCACAGGGGCCAGCAAUAGUCACCCACCUAACCUCCGAGGGCUGGGCCAGCUGACGAUCUCGGCUGCAGGACAGAUUCAUGUGGACUUUCCUCCCCACUUAAAAUCUGUCCCCAAGAUAAAGGGGACAUGUUCACUUGCUUGCUUCUGUAAUGUGACUUUGUUCCCACUCUUCUCCCACCUGCCCCAGGUUCCAAACGGUCUUCCCACAGCAAUGCUUAUUUCUACGGCUUCUUCAAGAACAAGCGUAUCGUGCUGUUUGACACUCUCUUGGAGGAUUAUUCUGCCCUUAACAAAGAGCGCCCUGAGGAGCCUGGCUCAGAGAACCAGGUGGCUGGAGGAGACGGGGAAGAUGCCGAGGCAAAGGCUAAAGCCAAAGUAAGCAUCUGGAUUGGGGGGGGUAUAUCACUAAGGUGCAGCUGUUCUGAUCUAAGAUUUCCUAGGUGGACUGGAAAGAAGGCAAGGGCAAUUGUUCAGGGAGUGCAAGUGUGCACAUCAGAUCCUUGGCAAUAAAUGCUAAAGUGGUUGUAGGUGGCUUUUACCCAGGGCUGGGGAACCUGAGGUCCAGAGGCCAAAUCCAGGACUCCCUAUUCUGGCCCUCAGGGCUAUUCCCUUCACUGACCCUGUUCGGUGCCCUCAUCACGUUCCUUUGCAUCGGUGGAAUGUGUACUGUUAUAAAGCUUCUGGCUUGCCAGGAUGACUUUUGCACAGGUGGAAUGUAGCCUUCUGCACAAAGAGAGGUCACCUAUGUUCCCCCGCUCAAUUUUGCCUCUGGCCACACCCACCUCUGCUACGCAGCCCUUGGGAGGUUGCCUACCAGAGAAUGGUUUCCCAUUUUUGCAAUAACCCUAAAACCUGAAUGUGGCUCAUAAUUCGUUGUAGCUAUGAACUUUUGUUACCUGCUAUUCUGCACAUUUCUUUUGAGGAUAAAGCUCUGAGCAACCAGAGCUUUGCUGCAGUAGCUCCAUUACUUCACAGAUCUCUUCCCAGGGAGUUAAGCCAUGGCUUCCUCUCUUAUUUAUUUUUACGGAAACCCUAUUUUAAAAUCAACUUUUGAACGACCUUAUUUUUCUGAUGCCACUUUGAGCUGUUGCUGUUAUUGUAUGGCUAGAUGUGUUCCGCCACGCAUUAGGAUAAUACGCUUGAAAAUAUUUAUAUUAUGAGCCAUCUUGGCCUCAGUAACCCUGACAGGAGGCCUACAGAUACAGUAUUAUGGUCCCAGGGUUGGUUACGCAAAGUAUCAAAAUUUAAAAGGGGCUUUCCCGAAGCGUCCAGUAUUGACCCUCUGGGAUUUAUUAGAUUGUGCAGCAGGGGUGACUAAGGACCCAGAGAGCCAAUAGAGUGUCAAAAAUCACCCAGGUGUAGGAAAGCUAUUCGCAAAGUAUCAUGUGAAGAAUUUCUGCUUCCUGUCCUGCAUUCGUGAGCUUGGAAGAUGGUCUUUGCUCAUGCUUGGAUAACAUGUUCCUUCUCUCUCCUCCUCACCCCCCCUCCCCUUUACUCGAGAAUAAGAAGCAAGGUUGUAAAAAUGAAGAAGUCUUGGCUGUUCUGGGUCAUGAGCUGGGGCACUGGAAACUUGGCCACACGAUUAAAAACAUCGUCAUCAGCCAGGUGAGCAGAAAGCACCGAGGAAAUUCCAAUGGGUUUUGUUUGAGUGUGCUUAUAUUGUCAUGCAGUGUCAUUCCUUUAGUUAUGGAAGCAGUGAAAAGGAAUGUGGGCAAGCAAGAGUGUAAAUGGGGAGGUGUGUUAACAGAGAGGUGACUUAGAGCUGAACAGCCCAUUACACAGAAAUCUGAUUGACCUCCCACUUUCCCCCUCUUAAGACUUAAAAAGCAGUCCAGGAGACGGGGGCAGGGGGAUGGAAACAGACUGCAUCAGUGCUUAGGUGCUAUUGGGGUGGAGGUUAGCUUUUCUCUUAUUUCUCCCCUGCACUGUGGUCCUUGGAAGCAGCUAUGUAUUUACCUGUAUUUUGGUCCCAGAUGUGGAAGCUCCAGCUGCUGCUGGAUGCAGUGCCAAGACUGCUGAUGCAGGCAGAUGGCUAACAGCAUGUGAUACCUUUCUUAAAACAUCUACACUGCGCUACUGGACCAGGUUCAAGACUCUUGUGCUGAUCUGCAGAGCCAUGAAUAACUUGGGUCCGGGACAUCUUAAGGCCCGCCUGAGCCCUUACAUCCCAACCCGAUCACUGAGAUCAUUUGGAGGAGCACUGUUAGUUGCCCCGCAUGUUACAGAGCCCCGGCUGGCCUCCACUAGAAGUUGGGUACUGAGCGUCACAGGCCCCAUGGUGCAGUACACUUUUCCAACAGAUUCAGCAGGCAUUUUCGCUUCUGAAUUUCAGGUGCCUAUUCAAGGCUUUUUAAGCCAACUCUGCAAUUCCACAUUUUCUAAUUUUAAUGAUUGCUCCCAUACCACUUUAAAAGGUUUAGUAUUUUAUUUUUAUAUUGUUGUGCACCGCUUUGAUAUUUUAUGAGAGGGUGGUAUAUAGAUACUUUUACAAAUUUUACAAAGGUUGCUAACAAAUCAUUAAGGCAACACAUGCUGCUCUUUUUCUUUCCUAGAUGAACUCCUUCUUGUGUUUCUUUUUAUUUGCCGUGUUGAUUGGUCAAAAGGAGCUCUUUGCAGCUUUUGGAUUUUAUGAUACUCAGCCAACCCUGAUAGGCCUGUUGAUCAUCUUUCAGUUUAUUUUCUCUCCUUAUAAUGAGGUAAAGUUCUGCUUUUGAUUGCACACUCAAGCCAUUAUUGCUGAAAUGCUAGUAGUUUCUUUGCUGCCUUAAACCCUCCUAUCCCACAAUAAUGCUGUCAGUAUUCUGAUUCAUUUUUUAAUAGUUUCCUCAGUGGUACCAGUUGUGUAGCAUUUCUUUGUUUUUAUUUUGCAGAUUUAUAAACUGCUUCACAUCCAGAAGCUGUUGAAGUAGUAUACAAUUUAAAGAAUUGUCUUUACCAUGCAGAAGGCUAGUGGGUACAAGGCUGGGCUUUGGAGGAUUCUGAAACAUGUUCUGAGUUCUUAAUGUAACUUCCCUAUAUUGUUUCCCUUACAGGUUCUCUCCUUCUGCUUAACUGUAUUAAGUAGGAGAUUUGAAUUUCAAGCGGAUGCAUUUGCUAAGGAUCUUGGAAAGGCUACAGACUUGUAUUCCGCUCUGAUCAAGUUAAACAAAGAUAAUCUGGGAUUUCCUGUUUCAGACUGGUUGUUUUCAAUGUGGCAUUAUUCUCAUCCUCCGCUGUUAGAAAGACUUCAAGCACUGAAACAAUCUAAGCAAGACUGAAUGAAAUAACUACUGGCUCAAAGGAGCUUCCAUCCCAAAACAAAUUUCCAGUUUUUAAAAACCAUCUAUACAUAUAUAUAUUCAUUCCAUUCCUGAGCACACCAUUCUGCAUAGCAACAUGCGCUGUUCACCUUAUUUGAAAGUAGCGCCCAAAAAUCCUGUAUCCAAUUUACGGAACUGAAUUUUAAAGAGAAAUACCUUGCGGGGACUGAAUUGGAAAGGAAUGUAACAUGUAAAGUUUUAUCUGAAAAUCUUAACAAAGCCGUACUUGAGGGGAAAGUUUAACUUGUCACAACCUGAAGUAUCCAUGCUUGAAUUUGUGAAAGCUUUGAAUGUGACUUUUGUACCUUUUAAGCAGUUUGUCUGGAUGUUCUUACAGUACGAUAAACUUCUAGCUUUCCUACCUCAUCCAAUGAGGGGGUCUGAUCCUGGAUAACUAUCCUUCCCCCCUCCCCUUCUGACCGUUGGAUUUCAAGCAUUUAAACCAAACGCUGUCUGGACUGAAAGUGUGAACUUUCCCCUUUAGGUCCAAGUUCAUACCUGCAAUGAAUGAAAAGGCUACUUUUUACAGAGAAAAUAAAGUCGCCUCUCUCCCUGUAUGGGGAAUGGAGAAUAAAUUGCAGCUCAUGAAACAUCCUG